AAAUUUAGUUCAUUCGGAUUGUGUAAUCAUGACAGUGACCUACACCUCCAGUGUGAGCACCUCGAGUGUUGUUAGCAAUUUUUUGGGAUUACUUCUAAGAUGGCGUGGCAGUAUUUACAAGCUUGUUUGGCAUGAUCUGUUGGCUUUUAUGAGCUUGUACUUUCUUUUUGCCGUGGCCUAUCGCUUUCUGAUGAACGAAAAUGGACAAAAGCUUUUUGAGAAUAUUUCCGAGUAUUGCACCCGAAAUGUGGGACUCAUACCGCUGUCUUUCGUGCUGGGCUUCUAUGUGUCCAUCGUGAUGACUCGCUGGUGGGAACAGUACUCCACCAUCCCAUGGCCAGAUCCGAUAGCCAUCUUGGUCAGCUCCAGUCUCCAUGGCUACGAUGACCGGGCCAGGGCUAUGCGACGAACCAUCCUGAGAUACGUUUGCCUCUGCCAGGUGCUAGUUUUCAGCAUGAUUUCCCCUCGUGUUAAGCGUCGAUUCCCCACCUACGACCAGUUCAUUGAAGCUGGCUUUUUGCUGGAGAACGAAAGGACCAUUAUUGAAAAUAUGGAUGCAGCUUUUCCCAAGUAUCCGAAGCACUGGAUGCCCAUCGUGUGGGCCUCCAGUAUUGUGAUGAGGGCCAGAAGUGAAAACAAGAUUCGUGAUGACUACGCGGUAAAAACCAUAAUUGAUGAAUUGAACAAGUUUCGCGGAUACUGCGGUUUUUUGCUCUACUACGACUGGGUCAGUGUGCCGGUGGUUUACACACAGGUUGUGACAUUGGCAGUCUACUCCUUUUUCCUGUUCACUAUCCUGGGACAACAGUGGACACAGAAUGACCGCUCCCGUGUCGGGGAAUCGGUUGUGAAGUGGUUCCCCUUCCUGACCAUUUUGCAGUUUUUCUUCUACAUGGGUUGGCUCAAAGUGGCAGAGGUUUUGAUCAAUCCCUUCGGUGAGGAUGAUGAUGAUUUUGAGCUUAAUUGGAUUAUAGAUCGGAAUUUAACAAUCUCGUACUUUGUGGUCGACGAAAUGCAUCAGGAGCAUCCGGAGCUAGUGAAGGAUCAGUAUUGGGAUGAAGUUUUUCCAAAUGAAUUGCCCUACAACGAGCCGAAAAUGCGUUCCAGUCCUCCUGAAGCAUCGACUGCCCACAUAGAAACUGAAUCAAAAUCUCUAAAGGCAAAAUCAAAGGGUUCGGCUGCGACAAUGUCGGUUGCGAGCGAGCACAGUAACCUAAGCAGUAACCGUAGUCGCCAUAAGAGAUUCACCUCGAACUUCGUGCCAGGACCUUCUACCAGCGGAAGCUUCACAGACUCCUAUUUCCUAAACAUUGGACACUCGCGGGUGGUCUUCAGUGAGGAUGUUAUUGUUUCGGGACAGGAGACCCAGAGCUUAAACAGAGACUCUGAGAGUACACUAGUGGAUUUCAAUGAGCUGAUGGAGCAACGUCGUCGGGAGCGCAGGGAGCGCUUGCGCCAUCGCUUCAUGGACAUGCGUCAGGGAACCACACGCCGCGCCUCCUCGGGAGCUCCUUACAGGAUCACUGUCCUUCGCCCCCCGUCCGCGGAAACAAUGGCUCAAGAGCAGGUCGACAGCGAGGGUACCAUAAAAGGUCCAUCCAAGAAGCCUUCAGCCACCGAAAAGAAACCUGAUGGGGAGAAAUAA
Molecule: messenger RNA, 1645 nt
Organism: Drosophila bipectinata
Lineage: Eukaryota; Metazoa; Arthropoda; Insecta; Diptera; Drosophilidae
Gene: Best4
Product: Bestrophin 4
Molecular function (GO): chloride channel activity
Source: RefSeq, a predicted model, not a curated record